AUGGAGUUUGACCCAAGGGUGAUAUGCCAUUUAUUGGCAAAUUAUGGUGUGAGCGUGAAUCGCUCCGGUUCUUACAGUUUUGGCAUAGAUUACUCUGGUCAUCAUGGCGCUAGCGUCAAUUGCUCUAGCCGAGCAAUUGACUUGGGUGACAUGCUCGACAUCGACCUUGCAGUCAUAGAGCACAGGCUGCAGGUCGACCCCAACCACCGACGUGUGAAACAGAAAAAAAGGAGCUUCGCGAUGGAGCCGAUCAAAAUAAUCGAUGAGGAAGUGAUGAAGCUGGUGCAAGCCAAAUUCAUCAUGGAGGUAGACUACUCGGAGUGGCUGAGCAACAUGGUUCUAGUAAGGAAGUCGAACGAAAAAUGGCGCACUCGCAUAGACUUCACUGACCUGAACAAGGCGUUCCCAAAAGACAGCUUCCCUCUUCCCCGAAUCGACCAGCUAGUGCUCGCUGAUUUUACAACAGAAAGGCUCUCCGAGUCAUCCACUAAGUUAGACGUAUGGACACUACAUGUUGAUGGGUCGUCUAACACUGCUGGAGGGGGAGCUGGAUUCAUCCUUUCAUCCCCGAACGGCAGUGAAACUCUUUUCGCACUAAAGCUGGAGUUCAUAGCAACCAACAACGAUGUAGAGUAUGAAGCUUUGUUAGCGGGCCUACGCUUGGCAGAAGCAUUAAGGGUGGCACAUAUCAAGGCCCAAGAAUACGCGAAAGCAUUCGUUCAAUUCGAUAUAGAACACGUACCAAGGGCAAAGAACAAAAAGGCCGACGCACUCAAGAAAUUAGCCUCAACAACCGGUUCGGAAUGGAAAGACGUUAUUUAUCUAGAGCGGAUAGGGAAACCGUCAUAUGAGGAGGACAGAAUUAACUCAGUGGAGUUCGAAAUCAGCAAGGAUGAUUGGAGGGCGUCUUUAUUCCUAUACCUUCAGGACGGAUCCCUACCAGAGGACAACAAGGAAGCUCUGAAAGUGAGAAGGAAAGCAGCAAGAUAUACGCUGAUAGGCCGGGAGCUGUACAGACGAUCUCUAACAUUGCCUUACCUUCGUUGUCUAAACAAUGAGGAAGGAAAAUACGUACUAAGGAAAAUCCACGAAGGAGUAAGCGGAAACCACCUUGCCAGUAGGGCCCUAGCCCACAAGGCCAUGCGAAAGUUUCUGUUGGUAGCAAUAGAUUAUUUCACUAAGUGGGUAGAGGUAAAACCUUUAGCCACCAUAAUAGAGUGGAACAUUACACGCUUCGUGUGGAAAUCAGUGGUUUUCCAUUUCGAAAUCCCCUGGGUGAUAGUUACAGGCCAUGGGAGGCAGUUCGACAAUGAGCACUUCAAAAAGUUCUAUUCGGAUCUAUCUAUUAAGCUCUUCUUCACGUCAAUGGUGCACCCCCAGAGCAAUGGACAGGUAGAGAACAAGAACCAGAUGAUACUACACGGACUGAGGACGCGACUCGAAUCUAUGCAAGGUAGAUGGGCAGAGGAACUCCCUUCCCUCAUAUGGGCAUACCACACCACCAAGAGAGCGGCAACAGGGGAAACCCCUUUCAUGCUUGUCUUUGGUGCAGAAGCAGUCAUCCUAGCAGAGGUAGGGAUACCCUCCUGGCGAAGGCAAUACUUUAACGAGCAGACCAACAACGAAGAGCUCAGAUCAGAAAUAGACUUCCUGGAAGAGAGACAGGAUCAGGCGAGUUUAAAAGUUGCAGUGUACUAG
This is a messenger RNA of Malania oleifera, 1698 nucleotides long. RefSeq lists its product as uncharacterized. Gene Ontology annotation, molecular function: nucleic acid binding. Gene Ontology annotation, biological process: DNA integration. NCBI's taxonomy places the organism in Eukaryota, Viridiplantae, Streptophyta, Magnoliopsida, Santalales, Ximeniaceae. The coding region runs from base 1 to 1698 and encodes 565 amino acids. The record is from RefSeq and is a predicted model, not a curated record. The transcript is spliced from 5 exons.